Molecule: messenger RNA, 2291 nt
Organism: Magallana angulata
Lineage: Eukaryota; Metazoa; Mollusca; Bivalvia; Ostreida; Ostreidae
Product: guanosine-3',5'-bis(diphosphate) 3'-pyrophosphohydrolase MESH1-like
Exons: 4
Coding region: 49-582 (177 amino acids)
Molecular function (GO): guanosine-3',5'-bis(diphosphate) 3'-diphosphatase activity
Source: RefSeq, a predicted model, not a curated record
GUCGUAAUUUGACAUAGUUACGAAUUUCCUCAGUAAGAGGAAAUAAACAUGGCCGAUGUAUUAGAAAUUAUCAGGUGUUCAAACUUUGCAGCGAUAAAACAUAAAGAUCAAAGACGAAAAGACGAGGAAAAGACCCCCUAUAUUAACCAUCCUAUAGGUGUAGCCAACAUAUUAACUGAGGAGGCAGGUAUAGCAGAUAUAGCAGUUAUUCAGGCAGCCCUUCUCCAUGAUACAGUAGAGGACACAGACACUACGUUUGAAGAAAUCCAGGCACUGUUUGGGGAGGAAGUUACAGGCAUUGUCAAAGAAGUGACUGAUGAAAAAAAUUUACCAAAGUUGGUGCGGAAACAAAAACAAAUUGAGCAUGCCCCUCAUGCUAGCUAUAAAGCCAAGCUGGUCAAGCUGGCAGACAAGCUGUACAACCUGCGGGACUUGAACCGCUGUACCCCUGUUGGCUGGUCCCAGGAACGAGUGACCGAGUACUUCCAGUGGGCCCACAAAGUGGUGGAGGGACUAAAGGGGACCAACCAACCAAUGGAGGACAGCCUACAGCAGCUGUUUAAGGAGAGGAAUAUAGUGUAGUCAUAAUAGUCUAUGCAGGGGAAUAUACAGUAGUCUUAAUAGUCUAUGCAGAGGAAUAUACAGUUGUCACUAUUUUUUAUAUAUGAGUAUAAAAGUUGUCUGUUGGCCAGUCAUUUGUUUCAUCUUUUUGUAUAAGACCUGAAGUGUUGGAACUGUUUUGUAUUGUAAUCUUUAAUAUUUUUGGUAUUUACAAGUGAAGAGAUAGUAUUUUUGAUAUCAGUAUUAACUAUUAACCUAUUGGUAACGUACAUUUCGUCAUUUGCCGUAAGACAAAUCACAAGAUAGUGCUUCCAUUUGGAGUAUCUAGCUAACUACAAAACAAUCUGUCUUUCCAAUUUUGUUUUUAGACAUUUCCAUAUGCAUUUUAAAACAGACUGUGGUUGAUAUUAUGAUAUAUCUAUCUUUUUUUUUGCUGAAUUUUCUGUAAAUUUAGGUGGGCUGUCCUUAUUGUUUGAUCAUAGGCUAAACAAAUGAUUCAGAACAAUUACUGUAAACUAACUUUUAUUUUCCGCGAGGUUAGCGAGAGCCUCAUCGGCGCGAUUAUUUCUAGAAAAAUACGGGUUUCGAUAAGGCUAGGUCAUGAACAUUAGUCGUCGCGAACCAGUUUAUCGGAAGUUAAUCACGAAAUAAAGUCGCCGUUAAUAAAAGUUGGUUUACAGUAUUUUCUAAAAAAAAACCAAUAUAUACAUAAACUAAUGUGAUUACUACUAAAUAAGUGCAUGGAUCUAGUCAAGUUUACACAAACAAUGCAAUGGCAGUCUGACCAUCACACCUGUGGGGCAGAUCUCUGUGUAUAUUGUACCACCAGCCUCCCAUUGUAUUGGACAAAGAAAAUUGACUUGUGUUAUUUCAGGAUUCCUUAUUUGUUUCCUCUAUUCCAUGAUGAUAUUUUAUUUUUACUUGUUGACCACUUGUUACAAUCUAUUUUCAAUUUAGAUGUUCUGUUGUGUUUUUUUGUGUGUCUAAUUCUGUGGUAAUAUUAAGCAGCACUUGUUACAUGAACAAACUACAGUAGGAGAUUUCAGAGACCUGUUUAACAACUACUGUUAAGAAUAAUCUUACUACAGCAUUUAACAAUUGACUAUGGUGUUUAGAAACCUAUUUAAGAAAUAAGAUUUAGUUUGUGUAAAAAAUAUAUAAUAAUAAUAAUAAUAUGUACAUCAUGUGUGAAGAAAAAUUAUACUCAAGAUACAUGUAAAAUAUAUCUUUGUUUGUAAAGCAUCUGGCUAUAAAGUAUAAAGUGUGAUACACUUUGCAAUGUAGAGAGAUUUCCAUUGUUAUGCUGACUGUUUUAGGGGGUGGUGUGAGACUUCACUCGAGUCUCAGCCAAACUCAGCACAAAAUCAGAGUAAUAUUUUACCAGUAACUGGUGACUGGUUGGCUAGUCAUCUGGGUGGAGGUGGCUUUGAUCUAUCAGUCGUUUGAAUGAACAAUUAUGAUUUACCUGGUAUGUUCUAGAUUUUAAAUUAAUGAAUUGUUCCGUUUGUUGCCUUUGUUUUCAGGCCUGUAGUUUACAUUGAAAGUGUACAUGGUGUCCUUUUAAGUAGCUUUGUACAUGCUCAUUGUUGUACAAUUAUUAAACUGCUUUUGAACAGGUAAUUAUUAUGGGAGCAAUUUUGAUACAUGUCUAUGUGUACAUAACACUCCUGUAGUAUAGAUUGAGUACUAAGGGGGUCUUUCAUACUGAGGUAAUAAAGUAUUUUCAUAUA